GGUGUAGUCCUGGCUGUCCUGGAACUCAGGUCAUUCUUUUUACUGCUGUGGACUUUCCCCGGAAAGUUUCUUAGGAGCUCUGAAAAGGACUCAGACUCUACCCUUCAGAUCUCCAUACCUCUGUACCCACUGUAACCAGCGACGGGUGCACUGAUUAGAUGUCCUUGGUGCCUGCUCUGAUGUCCUCUCUAAAAGCCUGGGCCCUGCUUCUGCUCCUGCUGUGCCUGCAGCAUAGCCUACUUGCCCAAAGCACUUCCAGGAGGCAGUUCAUGGAACACCAUCACCUGAGUCCAAACAAAAUGUUCAGUGACUAUAACUGUGAUGUCCUCAUGACAGAUAAAGCCGUGAAACCCAAGCUCUCACACAUGUUUGUUUAUAUGACAUGGUACAAAGUUGAACAUAUAUGCAUUGGUAGCAACUGGAGAGAUCGCUACAAAAAUAUGUAUAUUUGGGCCCAGACUCCCAUUAAGGUCCUCAGGUGCCAGUGGGAGAGUUUGAAAAAUAGAUAUACAGAGAGAAGGAGUUACAGCUACGUUCAGUUCCAUUGCAAUGCUGAUGGGUAUGUCGACAGCAUAGAGGACAUAAAGGCUCUAGAGCCCAUCCUGUAGAAAGUCUCAUCACCUCUGGAUGGUUCUGAAAGAGCAGUGAAUAGUUCUCAAGUGUCAACCUCCUUCACCCACCCCUCACUCUCCCACCCACCCCCAAUCCUCCACCCUUCACCCCUACCCUCCACCCCACUUACCCUUCACCCUCCACCCCCUGCUUACAAUAGUUACUGUUACUUCUGCUUUGCAAUUGUCUGUCAGUAUUUUGCAAUCAAUCACAUUGAUUCUUGGUAUUACAAUCGUGUUUAUGGGUUGUCUGCCUGCAAUAACAUUCUUCCCUUGUUUACCUACUUUUAUUCCCAUUUUUCAUGACUCGGCUCUCUGCUACUGUGACAAAAUGUUUGAGAGAAAGCAUUCAAAGGAGGGUUUAUUUGCCUCCUAAUCUCUGGGCUGGUCUGUAGUCUGCUGGCUCUGUUGUCCUCAGGGAAGAGUUAGGCAGAGCAUUGUGGUGGGGAAAUGUGGAAAGUAGACAGAGAAGGAAGGAGAAGAGUAUAGGGACAAGAUAAGACAAUGGCAGCUCCAGUGACAUACCUCCUCUAGGUGGGCCUUCAGAUCCACUCAGCUAUGAAUUCAUCAAUGGAUUAAUCCACUGCCAAAAUAAUUACAGCUUUCAUGACCCAACUGUCAAAUAAACCUUCAACACAGGAGCCCAUGGGAGGACAUUGGACAGCCAAACCAUGCCAGCAUCUUCUCUUGACUUAUCCAGGAUUUUUGCUGAUAUCAUCAUCUUUAUGCCUAUUCAAACUAAAUGAUCUUCCCUUCCCAGAAUAAAUUGUUAUUCCAUUGUG
Messenger RNA from Mus musculus (house mouse), 1393 nucleotides. It is a transcript of the gene Eddm3b, whose product is annotated as epididymal protein 3B. The transcript is spliced from 2 exons. NCBI's taxonomy places the organism in Eukaryota, Metazoa, Chordata, Mammalia, Rodentia, Muridae. Bases 159 to 608 code for a protein of 149 amino acids. The record is from RefSeq and is marked validated.